AUGCAGCUUUCUUUUACUAUUAACCCAUCCUGCUUUGGAUUGUUUGUCCGACCCAAAUCGAAUGCCCAAGGCAAACAAUCCGAUAAACAAGAUUCAGAUGACGAACCCAAAGUAAGUAUCGCGAUUCCUACUAAGUAACGCGAUGAUCAAUCUCAUCCAAAUAAUAACAAUUAGUUGAUAAUGAAAAACAGGUCAAUAACAAUAUGUUCUAACACAUCCACAUUGCCCGAGACUCUCUCCACCUCCUUCCACAACCAAGAACUCAACCAAUCUGCGUUAGAUUAAAAUAAAGAAGAUAUAUUUUACAAAACCAUGCCUACCUCCUUUCAGUAAUUCCAGUUCAAAAACAAGAGAAGAUAUGAACCCUAAGCACAAAUCACCCAAUAUCAAAUUAAAUUGGACCAAAUUCCUGGAGAUUAGAGAACCACCUUAAUGAUAAGGAACAUUCCAAACAAAUAUACUCAGCCCAUGUUGUUGGAGAACUUUGAUAUCAAUCAUAAAGACAAUUAUGACUUUUUUUAUCUCCCCAUAGAUUUUACUAACAAAUGUAAUGUUGGGUAUGCCUUCAUCAAUUUCUUGGAUUCCAAAUUCAUCCCCAAAUUCUUUCUAGAGUUUCAUGGAAAAAAGUGGAAGCUCUUCAACUCAGACAAAAUAUGUGAAAUAACCUAUGGUAGAAUCUAGGGAGUGGAGCAAUUGCAAGGGCACUUCCAAUAUUCAACCAUUAUGUAAGAGAAGGUAUUCCAUUUAAUCUACCUGUAGGACAAGAGACUUAAGCCGAUUUUCAAAAAAUAUCAAUCAGAUCAACAAUUUAAACGAAAAUGA
This is a messenger RNA of Paramecium tetraurelia, 822 nucleotides long. RefSeq lists its product as uncharacterized. The transcript is spliced from 4 exons. Lineage: Eukaryota; Ciliophora; Oligohymenophorea; Peniculida; Parameciidae. Gene Ontology annotation, molecular function: nucleic acid binding. The record is from RefSeq and is a predicted model, not a curated record.